CUUCUUCUUCUUGAUUAACUAUGGGUUUUGGACGACCAUCAAAUACAGAAUCAACAUCAGGAGCACCACCUCUUUUAGGAAGUUUUCCAUUAGAUCAUGAAGGGGAAUGCAAGCAAUACAUGCAAGAAUAUAUUAAAUGUCUUCGAGCCAACAAGAACAACAAUGGUGCUUGUCGUCCACUGUCAAAAGCCUAUUUACAAUGUCGCAUGGAUAAAGGACUCAUGGAUAAAGAUGAUAUGAAGAAUUUAGGUUUUGCAGAUAUAGAAUCAUCCGAUCAACCCUCAUCAUCAUGAUUUAAGCAUUAGUUAUCAUCAUCAUCAUUUUUUACUUGAAAUAGAAAACUUGCAUAGUAGAUCAUCGUUUAUUAUCGUUUACCAAAUAAAAAAAAAAAUCGUAU
Messenger RNA from Halteromyces radiatus, 397 nucleotides. RefSeq names its product putative metal ion transporter. Gene Ontology annotation, cellular component: mitochondrial intermembrane space. The transcript is spliced from 3 exons. The record is from RefSeq and is a predicted model, not a curated record. Bases 21 to 293 code for a protein of 90 amino acids. Lineage: Eukaryota; Fungi; Mucoromycota; Mucoromycetes; Mucorales; Cunninghamellaceae. Gene Ontology annotation, biological process: mitochondrial respiratory chain complex IV assembly.